AUGCUUUUGAAAGCCCAAUUAGUAUCUGUACUUUUAUAUGCACUGGUCCUCGCCGCUAAUGCUCACAUGGCAGCUUGGUCCAGAGGCAUGUACUGUAUGAAGGGACGUGGAGGUGAAAACAACAUGAAUAACAACUUACCUGUAAACCCUUUGGUUGAUCUGACUCAGAAGGACUGGUGGUUUCAACAUUAUCAAGGCUGUGACAAAGAACCGCCACCCGCCGGUGACUACCUUGAACUACCGGCAGGAGGCUCGUUCACUGUUGAGAUUGCAACUAAUCGUGCUUUCACAACUUUUGGUCACAACAGAAAUUUCAACGGAUAUUUUGGUGGUCCACAAGAACUCGAAUAUACUCCUUGGGGCUGUGUUUCCGAUCCUAAUUUGCACACACCAAAUCAAGAUUCAGCACCGGGAACAGUUUUUGCUAUCUCCUAUCAGAAUAGCAUCGAUAAAGUUACACCAGAAAAUUUGGUUGUCUUCACUGUAAGAUACAAAACUCCCUGGCAAAGAGUAACGUCAUACGAUGUGCCAAAAGAUUUACCUCCCUGUCCUCCAGGGGGUUGUACAUGUGCAUGGGGAUGGAUCCCUAUGGGCUGUGGACAACCGAACAUGUAUAUGCAAGGUCAUAAAUGUAUAGUCACUGGCUCAACUUCCACUAAAAAGCUUGCUGUAGCUAAACCUCCAGUUUAUUGUGAAAAUGACCGUUCGAAAUGUGUAAAAGGAGCAAAACAAAUGAUCUUCUAUUUCCAAAAAGAUGGCAAUAAUGUCUUUAAUGUUCCAAAAAUGCCAACAUACAACGAAGUUAUGGGCUUUUCAGAAGGUGCACAGAAUGAUAUUUUUGAAGACUCUAAUUUAGUGUCGACUGUGGGUUAAAUCUAUCGUUUUUCGUAUAUCAAUAAAAAAAAUGUCAGUAGCACAACAGACUGGCCAAAAGUAAAACAUGUAUGGAUGAUACGGCUAACAAAAAGUGAACCAAGAUAAGACCGAUGUUACUCAAAAAGUAAACUUUUGGUGUAAGUGUGGGAUGUGGACAAGGGAAACAAGCAGAUUUUAAGAUUUCAAAAGAUUCCAAAAGGUUUUAGAGAUAAUGGAUGGCAACGCCUGCAUUUUCUUCUUGAUCAAAAUCAACCAGUUUUCGCUUGUGCUCAUUAGAACUGUCUAUUCCAAGCUCGGAAGCUCUCAAAUGCGCACUCAGGAGUGUGAACUCCACAUUCCUAACAUCGACCAAUUACACUCAUAGUGCUUUUAACUGUAGCAAUAGUUUCUCGUUUUACUUUUAAUUUUUCUGCUCACACUCGUAUUUUCUUUUUUUUUUUAUGUAAUACCCACAGUUCUUGCAUCCAUUAAAAUAUAAGAGGCAUAAAAAUGUUUACUGAGAAAGUUAGGGUGUGGAAGUGGCUGUGGGGGUACGGGUAAAUGCGGGCAUGGGCAUAAUCGUACAUGACACGAAUUGUCACGCCCAUACCCUUCAAGGUUUUCUAAAUAAGGUGGCUUGGUGUGGGAUCCCAUGAGUCGAAAAUUUAAAGGUCUACCCAUUAAUAAAACCUU
Rotaria sordida is the source of this 1548-nucleotide messenger RNA. The record is from the annotation of a GenBank genome assembly. Lineage: Eukaryota; Metazoa; Rotifera; Eurotatoria; Philodinida; Philodinidae.